AUGAUGAGCUCAUUCCUACCGUUACAACAAAGCGUACCAAAUAGCCUGGGAUGCGGGAGAAACAUCUUGCCCCUAGGACUACCAUGGUCGCUUCAUCGUCAAAACUUAAACUUUCUCGCCAUAUAUUCAUGCAUCUUUAGUAUUCUGCACGGCUGGUGCGCCACACUUUAUUGCGGCUUGCAUAUGCCUAUUCUCACCGGGAAGGGAUCUUGCUUAGAAGAUUACGACACGUUGUUGCUUGAAUACAUCCUACUACUAAUUAAUUUCUUUGGAGACCUCAGUGUACAGCUGCGAUCUACUUGA
Molecule: messenger RNA, 303 nt
Organism: Plasmopara halstedii
Lineage: Eukaryota; Oomycota; Peronosporomycetes; Peronosporales; Peronosporaceae
Exons: 3
Coding region: 1-303 (100 amino acids)
Source: RefSeq, a predicted model, not a curated record